GCGGCCACAUCAAGACGAUCCCAAAGCCGGUAAUGAUGGUCGCAAGCACCGCUGCAUCCAUUCUCGACCGGAGCCGUUGCCCAGCAUUCCCGCGCCCAACCCAACAUCCAGCAGUGCACGUGAAGGCACUCCAGCGAGGAGCCCCUCCCGUCACGGUCUACAUCGUCCGGCCCGCAGCGUAUGUGCAAGCUCGAGCUGCUCCAUGUCAAUCGCAGCCAAUGGUAAUGAGUCGCGAGACAUCCUUUAUGGGAGCAUACAGCCCCAUGAUGUCUCCCUCCGUUUAUGUACGCAAUCCUGUAAUUCUUCCGCCACGGGUCCUGGUAAGGGCGUAG
Symbiodinium necroappetens is the source of this 332-nucleotide messenger RNA. NCBI's taxonomy places the organism in Eukaryota, Dinophyceae, Suessiales, Symbiodiniaceae. The record is from the annotation of a GenBank genome assembly.